This is a messenger RNA of Venturia canescens, 1300 nucleotides long. RefSeq lists its product as uncharacterized. The transcript is spliced from 9 exons. NCBI's taxonomy places the organism in Eukaryota, Metazoa, Arthropoda, Insecta, Hymenoptera, Ichneumonidae. The coding region runs from base 26 to 1300 and encodes 424 amino acids. The record is from RefSeq and is a predicted model, not a curated record.
UGAACCAUUGAGAAAAGAGUGGAGAAUGUUUGGUGCCAUCCUAGGGGAUCCUCGUAUUUUUCAAUUUUUCAUAUUCCAAGAAACAAUGCUGCUCGUGUCGGCGCUGAUUGGCAGCGUUCUUCUCGCAGCUUUGCCAUUCCCAGUCGCAAGCGAUAUUGUCUGUGACGUACCGAAAAGCUUCACCGUGGAUCUGUCGUACGACGCGAAAGCGACCAUUUCGAAAAUCCAUUUAUGCUUAAAGACGGAAACAAAUGGGGUGAACUUCGACACCACUCCGGGAUUGAAUUCCAUCCAGAUUCGAGGCGAUGAAGUACAAGUGGCGUUUAAAGGGGAGUUGGAAAUGCACUACUGGCGUAAUAAUGUUUCGACGGGACCGAACGAAUUUUCGGAGCUUUUUUAUGAAAGAUUGAUUGGUGGAGCGGACGGAUCAAUUUUGACACCCGAAGGAGCGGAGACCGCCUGGUGUGCCAUCGAUUUAUUGUCCCCUAAUCGUAGAAGGUCAAUGGUUCAUCCAUUCAUCGCGAACGAAAUAAUACUUUUGGCCAAGUCUUGCGCACAGGACGCACUGUGUUCGAUGAUUCGUUCAAAAUAUUUGAAAAGCGAGACGAAAACUUCGGGGAACGAGACGAGGAAGCAUAAAUCGCCCAAUCAAAACAGCACUCAGGAAGAAUGCGCUUCCUUGGAGCUUCAGAAAACACUCAACAUGAUGAUGGACAUGGGUCUUGCUCGAGUAAUCGAGAAAGUUAAAGAAACCAGUGGCACAGGAGGUAUUGACUUGCCAGAAAUGGCUCAAUCCUUCACCCUUGGUAGCGGUUACUUCAAAACUACAGGCCACAUAAGUCUGCGGAAUGGCACUUUCAGAGAUAUUACGACUUUAAAAAGAAGGUCCGACGCGGUAGUUUCUCACAAAGGAUGGAAACUGACCGCCGCCUGCGAGGUUGGCCUCGAUAGAGUUGAAAUCGAGUACAAACAUUUUGAGGUGCAAUACGGAUUACGAGCGAAGGGCAGCGUUACUGGAUUCGUGGGCGGUGUUGCACUGGCGAUCCAAGUGUCCGCUAAUUACGAUCAGAAGCCAUGUGUCGCGACGCUAGACCACAUCAAAGUAACUCGAUUUGGAGAUAUUCACAUUAACAUAACAGGUCUCGGACGUUCGCUUGAGUGGCUCGCUUCCACCUUCUCGAACUGGAUCACAUCGAGAUGGCACAAAAACAUUAAAGUUGCACUUGAGACCAAAAUCCAUGCACUCGUACAAUCAAAGUUAUCGAGUUUUAACUGCGAGAAAUUCAGAGCCUGGAAUUAG